This is a messenger RNA of Anoplopoma fimbria (sablefish), 588 nucleotides long. RefSeq names its product ADP-ribosylation factor-like protein 3. Lineage: Eukaryota; Metazoa; Chordata; Actinopteri; Perciformes; Anoplopomatidae. Gene Ontology annotation, biological process: cilium assembly. Gene Ontology annotation, cellular component: cytoplasm; microtubule cytoskeleton. The transcript is spliced from 6 exons. The coding region runs from base 1 to 588 and encodes 195 amino acids. Gene Ontology annotation, molecular function: GTP binding; GTPase activity. The record is from RefSeq and is a predicted model, not a curated record.
AUGCGUCCAUCACCUCUAACAUGCACUCUGAUCCACCUGAAGGGCCUGUUGUCCAUUCUUCGGAGGCUGAAGCAGUCUCCAGAACAGGAGGUGCGCUUACUGUUGCUCGGCUUGGACAAUGCCGGCAAGACCACUCUGCUGAAACAGCUUGCAGCAGAAGAUAUCAGCCACAUCAUCCCCACACAAGGCUUCAAUAUUAAGAGCGUUCAAUCAUCUGGCUUCAAGUUGAAUGUUUGGGACAUAGGAGGUCAGCGCAAGAUCCGCCCCUACUGGAGGAAUUAUUUUGAGAACACAGAUGUACUGAUCUAUGUGAUUGACAGCUCAGACAGGAAAAGGUUGGAAGAGACAAGCCUGGAGCUGUCUGAGUUGCUGGAGGAGGAAAAGCUUGCUGCUGUGCCACUGCUAAUCUUUGCCAACAAGCAGGACCUGAUGACGGCCUCCCCAGCGUCUGAGCUGGCAGAGAGUCUCAAUCUGCACAUUAUCCGGGAUCGAAUGUGGCAGGUCCAGGCCUGCUCAGCAGUCACUGCUGAAGGAGUGCAGGAUGGAAUGACCUGGGUUUGCAGAAAUAUAACAUCUCGAAAGAAAUAA